This is a messenger RNA of Chelonoidis abingdonii (Abingdon island giant tortoise), 519 nucleotides long. RefSeq names its product interferon beta-like. The record is from RefSeq and is a predicted model, not a curated record. NCBI's taxonomy places the organism in Eukaryota, Metazoa, Chordata, Testudines, Testudinidae. Gene Ontology annotation, molecular function: cytokine receptor binding. Gene Ontology annotation, biological process: defense response. Gene Ontology annotation, cellular component: extracellular region.
AUGAACAGUGAGAGUUUAGAGCGUCUGGAGAAAAUGGGUGGAAACUUUCCCUUCCAGUGUUUAAAUGAAAGGACAGCUUUCAAGCCCAGAGAUAUCCUCAAGAUCCGACUGUCCCAGCAAGAGAAUGCCAAGGUAGCCAUCCAGCAGAUCCUCCAAGAGCUCUUCCAUAUCUUUAACAACAACCUCACCCAAGCUGCCUGGGAUGGGACUUCCAUAAAGGAAUUCCAAAAUGGACUUCACCAGCAGAUUGAGAAGCUGGAGAUGUGUUUGAGUGCUGAGAUGGAAAAGGAGAUGACCUACCCAGGAAACGAGACCCUCCUGCUCAGCAGCCUGAAACUGAAGAGAUACUUCCAGACAAUAGACAAUUUCCUGAAAGAAAAGCAAUACAACCGAUGUGCCUGGGAGAUCAUCCGUGUGGAAAUAUCCAGAUGUUUUCUCAUUCUCAACAUGCUCACAAAGAGACUUGAAAAUGAAGCACAUGAUGCUUCAAGUAAUGAUGUUCUGAAAACCACUGAGUGA